GACUGUAACACCAAUGUUGUGGUAUUAUUUGUUGCCUAUAAAUACCAUUCCUAUCCUUCAUCUUCCUCUACAAACAUAACAUGGCCUCCUAUCUCUUUCUCUGCCUAUUAGUCUUCUUUCCCCAUCUUUAUGCUUCUUUUUCUUCUUCAGGAUCUCACUCCUGCUCUUCGCUAAUCCAGUUCAAGAAUUCUUUUUCCAUCACUCAGACAGAUGCUGCUUCUUUUGAUUGCGAUGAUCAAUCUUAUCCCAAGACAGAUUCAUGGAAGGAGGGUACAGAUUGCUGCUCAUGGGAUGGGGUCACUUGUGACCACCUAAAUGCUCAUGUUAUUGCCCUUGACUUGAGCUGCAGUUGGCUAUAUGGCAACUUCCCUUCCAAUACCACUCUCUUCCUUCUUCCUCACCUUCAAAAACUCAACCUUGCCUACAAUGAUUUUAAUCUUUCCAAAAUUCCAUCCGAGUUCGGUCAGUUUACAAGCCUAUUCUACUUCAACCUUUCCCAUACAGGGUUUGCAGGAGAAGUCCCAUCCCAAGUCUCCCACCUGUCAAAAUUGGUUUCACUUGAUCUUUCUGGGAUUGAGGAACAAUUAACAAUUGACAAAUAUGCUCUGGAGGGACUUGUUCACAACCUAACCGAGGUCAGACAUCUGUUUUUGGAUGAAAUCAACAUGUCUUCUGUUAAUGCUCAUGUCUUCAUGAAUCUAUCCUCUUCUCUAAGGUCUCUCAGUCUUGGUGGUUGUGAUUUGCAAGGAAAAUUCCCAAAAAACAUUUUUGAUUUGCCAAACCUCAAUCUCCUCAACUUGCGAAACAACCAAAACCUCAAUCUUGAUCCUUUGAAGUUCAAUCGGAGCAGCAAUCUUGAACAUUUGGAUCUGUCGUGGAUGUCCUUCUCUACAGAAUUCAUUGAUUCAGUUGAUAAUCUACAGGCCUUAAAGUACUUACGUCUAUCAGGAAAUUCUUUCAUUCAAGGAUUGUCUGUCUCAAUCACAAAUUUAUCAUCUUUGGAGCAAUUGAUAAUUUUAGGCGCAAAUUUUUUUGGAGGAUUGCCUGACUCGGUGGGGAAUCUUGUGUCCUUGAAGUUUUUAGGUAUCUCCAAGUCCAACUUAUCAGGACUGAUUCCAAAAUCACUGGGGAACCUCUUGCAACUCACUCGUUUAGACUUGUCGUGGAACCAAUUGAGUGGACAAAUUCCAAGAUCAUUGGGAAACCUCUUGCAACUCACUCAUUUACGCUUGUCGCAGAACCAAUUGAGUGGACAAAUUCCAUUGUCAUUGGGGAACCUCCUGCAACUCACUUCUUUAGACUUCUCGCAGAACCAACUGAGUGGACAAAUUCCAUUGUCAAUUCUAAACCUAACGCAGCUGGAAUUCUUGGAAAUAUCUAAUAAUUCAUUAGAAGGUUCCAUUCCAGAUGAGGUAACCGCUUUUCCUAAUCUAAUACAUUUAGACUUAUCUGACAAUUUACUCAAUGGAACACUUCCGUCAUGGUUGUAUACUGCUCCCUCCUUAGAGGGUAUGGAUCUCUCUCAAAAUCAAUUCAGUGGGCAUAUCAAAGAAUUCCAAUCCAAAUCACUAGAAUAUUUAUAUCUAGGAAAUAAUAAACUCCAAGGUCCUCUUCCAUCUUCAAAAUUCCAACUUCUCAAUCUUAGCUGGCUCGAUUUAUCCUCAAAUAAUCUUAGUGGUGUCAUAGAGUUUCGCAUGUUCUCAAACCUUCCAAAUCUAUAUCAUCUCGACCUUUCAUAUAACAGCCUAUCCUUAACAUCUAAUAGCUUAUUUUUGUCAUCUUGCAAUCUUAGUGAAUUCCCCCAAUUUUUAAAAGGGCUUAAAAGUUUGGAAUGGUUAGACCUCUCUUGCAACAAAAUUGAAGGCAAGAUUCCACAGUGGAUGCAAGAGGUGGGGAAUGGCUCUUUAACUUACUUAAAUGUAUCUCACAACUCUUUGACAGAAGUUGAGCACUUUCCAUGGAAGUAUAUUGAAGUUCUUGACUUAAGCUCCAAUUUGAUCCGUGGAAAUCUUCCGAUUCCAGCUUCGACCAUCAAUGUCUUUUUGAUCUCAAAUAAUAGUUUGAAUGGAGUGGUCUCUUCUUUAAUAUGCAAUGCCACUUAUCUGCAAAUUCUUGAUUUGUCCCACAAUUACUUGAGUGGAACAAUUCCGCAAUGUUUUGGAAAUUUGAGCAACAGCCUUGAAUUCUUGAAUCUGAAGAAGAACAAGUUUUAUGGGACGAUUCCUCCAACAUUUGCAAAGGGAUGCCAACUGAGUAAUCUCAACUUAAAUGGAAAUUUGUUAGAAGGGCCUUUGACACCAUCCAUCCUUAAUUGUAGAGGUCUGGAAGUGCUAGAUCUUGGUAACAACAAGAUCAAUGAUACAUUUCCUCAUUGGUUGGGAAGCCUUCCACAGCUACAAGUUCUUGUAUUGAAGUCAAAUCAUAUGCAUGGUUCCUUAUGUGUCAAUAGCUCCAAGUCUAGCCCUUUUUUCUCUAAAAUCCAAAUUUUUGAUCUCUCAAGUAAUUGUUUUUCUGGGCCCCUACCAGUGAGAUACAUCAACAGCUUCAAGGCUAUCAUAAAUCCAGAGAAGAUUGGGAGUACAAUGUCGUACAUGGGGGUAUAUGCUGAGAGAGCUAGUGGCUUCUAUACCUAUUCCAUUGGAAUUGUUAUGAAAGGACAAGAUAGGGAAUUGGUGAAAAUUUUCACCAUGUGGAUGAUCCUUGAUCUAUCAAACAAUCAGUUUGAAGGGGGUAUUCCAAAGGUUAUUGGGAAACUUAACUUACUGAAAGGGCUCAACCUUUCUCAUAAUAACCUUAAUGGUGGUAUCCCCACCUCAAUAGGGAAUUUGACAAGUCUUGAAUGGUUGGACCUAUCUUCAAACAGGUUGUCUGGGACGAUUCCAAAUAGAUUGGCAGAUCUGCCAUUUCUUUCGUCCUUAAAUGUUUCUGAAAAUCAACUCCAUGGUCAGAUUCCUCAAGGAAAACAAUUCAACACAUUUGGAAAUGAUUCAUAUGAAGCGAAUAAGGGACUCUGUGGGUUUCCGGUCUCGAAAGGUUGCAACAUCAUUGAGCCAGCACCUCCAAAUGUGCUUGAAAAAGAUGGCUCAAAAUCAAACAUUCCUUUUGGUUGGAAAGUGGUGUUGAUAGGUUAUGGAUGCGGAGUGGUGUUCGGAAUGUCCGUGGGAUAUGUUGUUUUCCAAACUGGUAAGCCGAAAUGGUUGGGAAUUUGGUUGAAAACCAACAAGAGAUGAGGCGAAGAAGAAUGUCAAAGAAAGGCCAUCGAAGCAAUAGACGAAGAAGGAUCUAAUUACUGCAAAUGAUGUUCAAGAAUUAGUGUUGCAUUUUCAUAGUUUCUUGUUCUGUAGACCGUUUUGCCUAUGGUGAAGGGUUGCAUUGGUACGUGUCUGUCUUUAUUAUCGUACCAAUUCCUCUGUCUUUCAUUGCAUUUCGUACUAUCUGUAAUGGUUUGUUUGAGUGUAACAUUUUGUAUGGUGGAGUUGUUUAUGUCU
Messenger RNA from Gossypium raimondii (Peruvian cotton), 3488 nucleotides. RefSeq names its product receptor-like protein Cf-9 homolog. The record is from RefSeq and is a predicted model, not a curated record. The coding region runs from base 81 to 3230 and encodes 1049 amino acids. The transcript is spliced from 2 exons. NCBI's taxonomy places the organism in Eukaryota, Viridiplantae, Streptophyta, Magnoliopsida, Malvales, Malvaceae. Gene Ontology annotation, molecular function: protein binding.